Molecule: messenger RNA, 816 nt
Organism: Paraphaeosphaeria sporulosa
Lineage: Eukaryota; Fungi; Ascomycota; Dothideomycetes; Pleosporales; Didymosphaeriaceae
Product: U3 snoRNP-associated protein-like protein Utp11
Exons: 2
Coding region: 1-816 (271 amino acids)
Biological process (GO): rRNA processing
Cellular component (GO): small-subunit processome; nucleolus
Source: RefSeq, a predicted model, not a curated record
AUGUCGUCCAUGCGAAAUGCCGUCCAGCGGCGCAACCAUAAGGAGCGUGCGCAGCCGGAAGAGCGCAAAAAAUGGGGUCUCCUCGAGAAACGCAAGGACUACAAACUCCGCGCGCACGAUCACAAAGCGAAGCAAGCGCGCCUCAAGAUCCUCAAAGAGAAGGCCUCCGAGCGCAAUCCCGAUGAAUUCUCCUUCGGCAUGAUGAGCAGCACGGUAGACAAGGCGGGCAGAAAAGUUACCGACCGGGGGAACAAGAGUCUGGAUAUGGAUGUGGUGAAGUUGCUGAAGACGCAGGAUGCUGGCUAUAUACGGACUAUGCUUCAGAUGGUCAGGAACGAGAGAGAGGAGUUGGAGAAGCGGCUGGUGUUGGAGGACGAAGAGGUGAGGGUGCUGAAGGACGGAGACAAUGAGAGGAAGGGCAGGCAUACAGUGUAUGUGGGGAGGAAGGAAGAACAAGACGAGUUCGACGACGACGAGUGGUUUGGGAAGGGUGCCGAGAUGCCAGGCAGAGGAGGCGGGAAGGAACCACAGGUGGAAGAUGACGACGAGGAGGGGACAUCGAAGAAACAGAAGAGGCCGUCGAAAAGGCAACAAGAGGCCAAAGACCUGGCGCAAAAACAAGAACAGCUCUUCAUGAGCAAGAGGGAGAGGGCACAACAGCGGGCGGCAGCACACCUGGAAGCAGUCAAAGCCCGAGAGCGCGCGCUCAUGGCCGCCGAAGAGGAGCUGGAGUUGCAGCGUGCUAAAAUGAACCACACGGUUGGCGGGGUCAACAAAAACGGUGUCAAGUUCAAGAUUCGGGAGCGGAAGCGAUGA